This is a messenger RNA of Bactrocera neohumeralis, 9091 nucleotides long. RefSeq names its product sodium-dependent neutral amino acid transporter B(0)AT3. The coding region runs from base 227 to 2452 and encodes 741 amino acids. Lineage: Eukaryota; Metazoa; Arthropoda; Insecta; Diptera; Tephritidae. Gene Ontology annotation, cellular component: membrane. The record is from RefSeq and is a predicted model, not a curated record. Gene Ontology annotation, biological process: sodium ion transmembrane transport. The transcript has 10 exons.
AACGGAAAGUUUUAAAAGACAGUCGUGAAUCGCGGGUAAUUAUUGAUAAUAAACGGUUAAUGGAAAGUAAUUUUCCUUUGCUCUAUAUUUAUGAAAUCAAAAUCUCCUGACAGGCAUUGAAAUCUAAAAUAGUUGCGAAAAGAUAAAUAUACGACUAUACAUAUAUUGGGUUUAAACUACAACAUAGAAUCGCAUUAAUAAAUACUAGACUAUCGGUAUUUUGUUGAUGGCUGCAACAAAAAUUGUAGAUGCUCCAAGAAAUGGACAUGAAAUGGCGCCAUUAAAUACUCGAGCGCGGGGCGAUGGUACUCAUGGAGUAACAAUUGUUCUUACUGCUUCUCAGCGAAAUUCGGUAAGCUCAGUGGAGGUACCGGGUGGCGAGCCCGAUCGUGCAGCAUGGUCUGGAAAAAUGCAAUUUUUCCUCAGUAUAAUCGGGUAUUCUGUUGGUCUGGGAAACAUUUGGCGAUUUCCGUAUUUGUGCCAACAGAAUGGUGGAGGUGCUUUUCUAAUACCGUUUAUGGUGAUGUUGAUACUGGAAGGUGUGCCGUUGUUUCUAAUAGAACUGGGUAUUGGACAACGUAUGAGACUUGGCGCACUUGGUGUUUGGAACACUAUACACCCUUGGCUGGGUGGUAUUGGAAUAUCAUCCUGUAUCGUAACCCUGUUUGUAGCCUUAUAUUAUAAUGUUAUAAUAACCUGGGUAUUCUUCUAUUUAUUCAACAGUUUUCGAUAUCCUUUACCCUGGGCUUCCUGUCCUACAAAUGGCACGGUUGAAGUAGAGGAAUGUGCCCGUUCAUCAGAAACGGCGUACUUUUGGUAUAGAACAACAUUAGAUGCCGCACCAUCGAUGGAUGAACCAGGCGGCUUAAAGUGGUGGAUUGUCCUCUGUUUGUUCCUAUCUUGGACAAUUGUAUUUUUUAUUGUAAUGAAAGGCAUUCAAAGUUCCGGCAAGGUUGUGUACUUCACAUCGCUUUUCCCGUAUAUUGUGUUGACAAUUUUUUUUAUACGAGGAAUUACAUUAAGAGGUGCCAGUGCUGGUCUUAUACACAUGUAUACACCGAAAGUGGAGAAACUGGCCGAUCCGACAGUAUGGUUGGAUGCAGCGACACAAGUUUUCUACUCUUUUGGUCUAGCUUUUGGAUCGCUUAUAGCAUUUGGAAGUUACAAUCCGCCCAAAAAUAAUUGUGUACGUGAUGUCCUUUUAGUAUCGGUGUGCAAUGCUAUCACCGCCAUAUACGCAAGCGUCGUAAUAUUUGCCAUUCUCGGAUUCAAGGCAACGGUCAAUGUGGAUCGUUGUAUCGAACUUAAUAAGGACAUCUUAAUCAAACAUGAUUUACUUCAUUACAAGAAUGCAACAUUUGAAGAAUACGAAUCAGUGAUGGCAAAAGUUAACGGUAGCGAGUCCAUCAACUUGGAACUUGAAGAGUGUAGCCUAUCAAAACAACUGGACAAUGCUGCAGAGGGCACUGGACUAGCGUUUAUUGUUAUUACUCAGGCUAUAGUGGAGUUACCUGGUGCCCCAUUCUGGGCAGUUCUGUUCUUUACAAUGUUACUUUCUCUAGGCCUAGGAUCUCAAAUUGGCAUACUGGAGGGAAUGCUUUGUACACUUUUUGACAUUGAUAUCAUUAAACGGGUUAAGAAACAACAUGUGACAGGGGUGGUAUGUCUAUUCUGCUUCAUUGUCGGUUUCAUCUUCUGUACAGGUGCCGGUGAAUAUUGGCUCAAAAUGUUUGACUCAUUUGCGGGCACAAUUGGCUUGGUUGUGGUCGCAUUGAUGGAAACAAUUGCAGUGGUAUACGUCUAUGGACACGAGAGAUUUACAGAAGAUAUUUAUCAGAUGACUGGUUACCGACCCGGCAUAUACUGGCAAUUAACUUGGCGUUAUAUUGGCCCAGUCAUUAUGGUGACCAUUCUAGUUUCCUCAGUCGUGUUCAUGGUCAUCAAAAAUCCAACGUAUGGAGCCUGGAAUGCACAACUCGGAGCUGUUCAACAAUCCAAUUAUCCAACAUGGGUAAUGGGAGUCGCAUUAGCAAUGAUUCUUGCUGGUGUUUUGCCAAUGCCCAUUGUGUUUUUGAUGCGAAGCUUCCAAUGCCUAAAAGUGGAUCUAGACAUCCAUCAGGGCUCAAUAAGGAGAAAUGAGACUACAGCAUCGACAAAGGAAAUGAUCGAUAAUGACGACGAUGAGGUUAUGAGUCCUGAUAUGCCUCCUCAGAACUUACUUGCAGCGACAAGGUUCACUAUUGGAGACUUUGAUGAUGACGAAGAUGAUUAUAGUGGUCCCUCCUUGGGGGGGCCCGUUAGAACACGAAGCGACUCUUCGGAUGAUGAAGAUGAUGACGACCGGCCUGUGACGAUGCGAAACUCCAAUCUUCGUUCCAAACUGGCUGUACCAAUUCAUCUAAAAGUGCCAACAAGUAAACGCUCAUUUAAAAUGGAAGUUUUCGAUCUGUAAUAUACUUAAGUUUGGAAGUAAUUAGUAAUUAAGAUGUUAUGCUUGAUUGUUUACUUUGAACUUUAAACUAUAAUAAUUUUAAUUUGUCAUUAACUCUGAAUCUAAAUUAUUAAAUUGAAAUAAGGAUAGUUUUUUCAUUACAUACAUAGUUAACACCAUUUAAAAUUAAAAAAUAUAUACAUUAUUGACGCUCAAAGUAAAAUCAAUGUUUAAAUGAAUGAAUAUGUAUGUAUAUACCCCUACACUCGUGGCCACGCAUAACUUACCACUCAAAAUUUUCUAGUAUUGUGCAUAUUUAACAUUUUAUAGCGGUACUUUUUGCGAUAUAGAAACAAUAUUAAAAAUUAAAAACAAAACACAUUCAGCUAUAGAUAAAUCAAUUGAAAGAUAGUGAGCCUUACAAAAUGAGCUCGUAAUGUAAGAGACUGUCCAGCGAUGAAAGAAUUAAAUUUUUUAUUAUUUUAAUUUAUUUUCCUUUACACUACAUUUGAAAUUAAUAUUUUAUUUUAUUUUUUUUUAAUUGAAACACGAAGUUUAGUAGGUGUAUCACUUUAAAAACAAUAAAAUCGGCCGCUUUGUAUAAGCACAGAAAAGCUCUUUGUGUUUUUCACAUUAAACGUAAUAAAUUAAAAACUAUAAUUAUAGUUAGAUAAUACUUAUGAUUACUAAAAACAUAAAAAAAACAAAAUUGAAGAAAAUCCCGAACGAACGAAAAAGUCCAAAAAAAAUUUAAGAAAGUACAGUAGUAAGGUUUACGUGGCCACGCGUGUAAAAGAAUGACAAUGAAAAUAUGCAUGCGCACAUAUGUAUGUCUAUAUGUAUUUAUCGAAGUCUGUGUUAAAAAAUACUUAAUUAAAUAUAUACACCCUGAUUCACUUGAAUAGGUACAUAUUUCAUUUUGAAGAUUCCAGCAUACUAUGUCUCUUCAUUUAGACAUGGCAAACGGCUCCGUUUUAGCUUGGAGUUUUAAUAAACAUGUCUUAGUUGAAUAUGUUCACACUGUGAUGCGCUAUUUAGAAAGCUGGUCCGUUUAGGAAAAAUUAAUAAAAUUCAGGUCUUUUUAGUGAAUAUAGGACUAGAAGAUGCCAUUUCUGAUGUCGAAAAGGCCAAAUUUGGAGCUUUUGCGGGUCAAAGCCUUUCUGCGCUAACGAUUGCUUCCAAAAUUAAUAGAAGUGCAAAUAUUGUCGCUAGUUCGAUGACAUAUAGGAAAAAUAUAAAAAGGCGGUAUAUUUUGAAAAUAGUUUCCAAUUCGAGUGACUUUGCAGCAAAAAUAAAAGUUGUUCCAGUGCCUGUAUUUCCACUGUGAGAAGAAUAAUAAAAAGUUUUCAGCAACUGGUACUCAAAAAACCAAAACCUAUGUAUGUAAAUGCUUAACGGAAGGAUACAAGGCUACAGUUUUGGAGCAAGUUCCAUGAGUUGGAAUGAAUCGAAAUCGGUCAUCAACGGUUCCGACAGAUUUAUUUUUUAUUUUCGUGACCUUAGAAAAGAACAACGUUUUUUAGCCGCGAAAGGGGUGUGAUGAUUUGUGGUUCGGUAUGUUGUUAUAGAAAAAUUGAGCUACAGAUUCAUACAUUGAAAAUGACUGCAUAAUGUUUUAGCCAAACCUUGGAGAUAUCAACAGGACAAUGCUCGAUCCACACCGCAAGUGUAGUCAAAUCUUGGAUUACAUCUGAAAAUGUGAGUUUUUUGAAGAGGCGAACUUAUUCUCCAAACCUGAAUACAAUAGAAAACGUUUGGGGGUAAAUGGUCCACAAGAUUUAGGAUAGAUAGAUUUCCGACUAGAAUUUUAUUAAUUAUCCUAAAUACUAAAAUUAUUAAUUUGAAAACCUAUAAAACAUUUACCCUUGCUUAUGAUGGAAAUUGAAAAGCAUAUUUUUUGAGUUAUUCAAUAAAAUACCCCAUAUAAACAAAAUUUUGAGAGGUAUAUUAUUCAUUUUCACAACAUUUAUUCAAAAUAGAUCCAUCUUUAAAACCAAGUUAAGGCAGAGCUUCUGCGAUGUUUAAAUCAAGAGAGAAAGGCUCGUAUUUUAAAAAUAAAAUAUGCAAUUAUUCAAGUGGAUCGGAAUGUAUGUACAUAAAUACAAAAUAUCAUAGUGAUUUAUUUACUAGAAAAAGUAAAUAAUAGCGGAUUUCGGUGCGCCAAGGAUUGAACUUGCGGUACAACCUUGCACUAACAUGCCUUCUGACGCAUGUGCAAUUACUCCUUUGGCGGGGAGAACUUUAUUCCGCUUUAAAAAAGUAUUAUUUGUUAUUUGUAAAUACCUUUAUGUUACUAAUUAUUUACCCAUGUAUACAAGCUUGUGCAUUGUUAAAUAUGUACAAGUGUACGAUUUCUGGUUAGACGAAUUUUAUAACAAGGCUGAAAGCAGUGAGCAAAGAUAGCGACCAAUGAAAUUGUGAAUUGCAAACAGAUAUUCAGCACUAUUCCCGUUUCCUAGUUAUUGUCGAUGUUAUCGUCGUUUCAUUCCUAAUUUUCGUAAUUUUUAAGUAAAUCGUAACGUCAAAGAAAAGUUAUAGAAAUUUUAAAUUGAAAUUAAGAGUAUGACAAUGCCCAACAUCGACGCUAUAUUUAAAGUUGUUGUUUGUUGUUUUGCAGGAAAUAUUUCAACUAUUUUGUGAAUUUAAUACCCGGUUUCACAGUCCAUACUUAAGUUGUGCUUAAGAUAAAACAGGAAAAUAGUGUUUUACAGUUCAUACUUACAGUAAGUACUUAAGUACUGAAAAUGGGAGUUAAGUACCAGCUGAUGUUUGUCUUCUUUCUUAGCCUUCGAGCAAGUGUCCGUCCGCUUGCAUUCGAUGACAGCUUUAUACUUUACCACUAGUUCCAAUAGGUGCUCCGAUUCGCUAGCGUUGAAAUUCGGGGUUCUUUCGUUGUUUUCAUCCAUUUUCGAUAUAACUUUCCUCUCAAAUUUAUGUAUUGUCUCUUAUAAUUUAAAUAUUUCAAACGUAUUUUUAUGGAUGAGAUUUGUAAAACAUAUGUGGCCCAUAACGUUGCCAUAUAUCAUAAUAAAAUUUUAUAAACAUUAAGCAUUGUCUGUGACACGCAAACGACUACUCAGUCUGCAACAAUGCUUAGCUAGGAUUUUAUUUGGGCACAACUUAAGUAUGGACUGUGAAACCGGGCAUAAGUAUAAUAAGGCUUCUGUUGCUUUAGUUUCAGAUUUAUUUUCAUUUUUAUUUUGAAUUUUAAGUGCCCUUCUGCCUUAAGUAUAUACAUACAUACAUUCAUAAAUGUUGAACACCUUCAGAGACAUAAAAAUGUAUUUUAGCACAUUUUAUUUACUUUAUAUCAAUCAUCUACGUCGAGACAUAGAGGUGCAAAUGUAUUAAAUUUUUUCGAAAUAUCCCUUUAAACAAUAUCGAAAUAGAAUGAUUUCAUGUCGUUACAAUGUUCGCUUCAAUAUGAAUUUAUUUUCGAUAACGCCGAUAGGAAUGCCAAAAAGCAUUCUUAUUUUGUUUUGAAGCCACAACGACAACGGGAGCAGGGCCAAUUUUAAUCCGAAAAUUGUAGUGAGUUUUAACUUUUUGGUUUUCGUAAUGAAUAGUUGUUAGGUACUAUAAUUUGAGUACCCAAAAAACAAGAAUCAUACAAAACAGUAUAAUACGUAUAAUAUGUAUACGAACUGGUGUGGAAUUUUAUUCAACGCAAUCUUAAUUAAAUCGUUUUUGUGGCAUUUUCUCUAAAUUUUUCCAUAUAUUAUAUAGUAACCAUUAUAUUAAAUUCACAAAACUUUAAAUUGUAAUAACGAGAAAUUUUAAUUCACUAAAGUAGUUAGUAGCCGAACGAAAGGCAGGGGAAAAUUCUCAAGACAACCGGUUCUAUGUUAUUUCACUGUUAUUUCGGGGAACUAACCCUGUUUCGAUCGGCGUGUUUUUGGUUAUGAUUGCCAUCAAUAAAGUAAUUCCUAGCAGCAGUGUUGCUUCGCAUCCUUCUGAUCCGUACUGGCAUUGAGUCUAAUCAAAGCCCGGAAGAAUUUUGCAGCUGUGUUUGCGCUAGAAGGCUUAAAACUAUACCUCGGUUAGGUGUAAUAUAUGCAAUGGAUGGAACUAUUUUAAAACCUGCUCAGCCCUUAAGAAACUCAGAGAGUGGACCACAAGUUACAUGACCCCUUGCUGUCAACUUUCUCACUCCCAGGAUCAUCCACAGGCAUUCACGACAAAUCAACUGUGACAGACUCCAGAGUAAGAUCGAGGAGAUAGUUGCAUUCAUGAGCUAGGAACGAGUGAUAGCUGCGUUCUAAAUAGCCAAAUGAAAUAGCCGCUCAGAUCUUCUGAGUUUUUCAGGUUUCAACGUUAUAUGUAAGGUUUGCGAGCGAGAUAAUGGUGUACGCCUAGCCAUCAUAAUGCACAACAUCGUAGCAUCUAUGGCGACAUUAACCUCAGGGAUACUACCCUUGAAUGUCAGGGUAUAGCUGUCCGGUCAGGCGAUGAUAUCAAGCCCAAAAUAUUUAAUAUAUACGUACAUCAUCCUGGAUAUCACCCGAAUAGAAUUAUGGCCACGUUGCUAGUGGUGGUCUGGUAAAUAGCAUAACUUGACGACCUUUAGACUACUGCCAAGGCCUUGUCUAAUCCGAGAACCCAAAGAAGUACUCGAACUAUUUUAGAUAUGGUUAAUGAUAUUCUCAUUGAAUUUAAAUUCUAAAUGAGAAAAUAUUACACAUUCAUAUACAUACUUAGCAUUAUAUAUGUUAUAUAUACGAAAAGAAAUAAAAUGCGGCUAACAAAUAUUUGCAUACUAUUAUUCAUGGUUACAAGUUUACUAAAAGUCUAUUUUCCUAACGUUUUAUGAACGUCUGUCGGAAUUUAUGAGAAGCUAUUCUCGUGGCUGUUAAAAACUUUGAGAUUCUUCGAAAAUAUUCGGGGGUCGCAGAAUAGUGGUGUAUCUAAAAUAUCAAAUCUUGUAAACUAAUUUACAGCUAUUAUUAUUAACUAAUUUUUACUACAUAUACAUAAUACAUAUACAGAUAAUUUUCAAAUUUAAAAAAGAACAAUUUAUAUUCCGAUACCUCUACCGUACCGUAUACCUCUUAAGAUUAACUAUUAUUUUAUUAGAUUUUAAUUAGUACGUGCUACGUCUUUCUACAUGAGAAUAUGACAUUAAAUACAUAUAUAUUUCUUUUGUAGCCCUGGAUAUCUUAGCAAUUUUUGAUGGCUUCAAUUACCCAGAUUACGAACUUAUUUAUAUAUAUAUUUAUUGUUAUUGGGUUUUUAUGAUAUUUUCAUUUCUUAUAUUUUGUUUUGGAUACAUUUUUUGAAUAAUUUAGGAAGUUAUUGAGAGCACAAAUAUAUUCUAAAUCGAUCUUUCAUAUAUCUCUGGCAACAACCACUGUAAACCAGUGUAAUUCAUAAUAAUAAUAAUAAUUACUUUGCUCUCUGGUGUUUUUUAAUAUUCAAAAAAGCCUACUUAAAGAACUUAUUUUAUCAAUUUCAAAAUUUCACAUUUUAUACACCAUAAAGAUAUUGCAAAAAGAGUAUUUAACAACCCGAAGAAACUUUAUAACUAGUAUUAGUUUUAUGCUAGGUUAGAGAAUAAGUGCUGAAGGUUCGGGUUUCUGAUUGUCAUAAAACGCUGCUGUGAAAACAAAAAAGAAGUAAUACCCUAUUAUGCGAACGCGACAAAAGAGAUAUAAACAUUUCCAACCAUAGACAACACCUUUAACAGAUAUUUGCUAGAUAUUUACACAAGAUACAUAACACAAGGACUCAAUAAAUACAUGAAAGCGUUAGAUUUCGAAAGCCAGUCUUAAAGUAAUUGAAUUUAUUAUUUUUAGUGUUACAAAUGCGCACUGUGUUAUUAUAUAUACUAUAUAUGGUGUAUACAUAUGCGAAAGUAAAUAAAAUGUGUAGGUUUGUAGAGAUGUUCGAGGAUUGUUGAAAAACCUGGCUUUAAACUGGCUAUACGAGUGUGUAUGAUGGUUUUACGAAUUUUAGUUUGUUUCAGUCAGAUUUGCUCGAAAGGAUGAGCACAGUUGAGAAAGUGUGUUAGGAGUGUACGGGUUAUUAAUGGCACUCACUAGCGAGUUCACAAAAAACUUAUUAUAGACUUUUUGAUCAUCUUAAAUAGGUCCUCGUACCUUGAAAUUGUACUGGUACCAUGGAAGGUACCGUAAAGUUAAGGAAAUGUUCUGUAAUGAUACAAAAUUAUUACUUGUAUAACAUUGUUAAUGAAGCAAAAAAUACGAACAUUGAAUUUUUUCAGCACACAUCACCACAUUAAAAUUAGAAAUAAAAGCUUAGUUUAUUAGGAUGUCAGUUAAUUACGACAUAAAUGUGUGAUAUAUUAAAUUAUAUUCGCUAAAAAAUAGGAUGUAAAUAUUUCAAACGAAUACAGUAAUUAACGCAACGCUUAAGCGAUACAAAUACAAAACUAGAAUUAGCUAACAUAAAAUGCUUGUGUUAAGCCUAUUGAAGAAUGUUAAUCUCCUAUUUACAUAUAUUUGCUGUAAAUAUUUUUAUGUGGCAAUACAAACGUUUUGGUUUAACUUUUGUUUAGCCAAUACUAACCCACUAAGUUAUAAAAUGUCAACAAUCAACAAAGCUUCAUGAAUGGUAUUGUUAAAUAUUGUCAACUAUGCUGUUUUUAUUUUUGCAUUCAGUAGAAACAAUACACACUUAUAUAAAACACUGAGAAUUAAUACA